Colletotrichum gloeosporioides is the source of this 1596-nucleotide messenger RNA. RefSeq names its product Adenylyl cyclase-associated protein. Gene Ontology annotation, cellular component: cytoplasm. Gene Ontology annotation, biological process: regulation of adenylate cyclase activity; cytoskeleton organization. Gene Ontology annotation, molecular function: actin binding; adenylate cyclase binding. NCBI's taxonomy places the organism in Eukaryota, Fungi, Ascomycota, Sordariomycetes, Glomerellales, Glomerellaceae. Bases 1 to 1596 code for a protein of 531 amino acids. The record is from RefSeq and is a predicted model, not a curated record. The transcript has 5 exons.
AUGGCAACGAACAAUAUGCACAACCUUACAACCCUCAUCAAGCGGCUCGAAGCUGCCACUGCCAGACUCGAAGAUAUCGCCUCUUCUACCAUCGAACUCCCUCAAGCUGUCCCCUCGCUGAACCAAUCCGUUGCCACGCCGCCGUCAGCCUCCAAUACGUCUUUGCCUGCGCCGCCUCCGCCGCAAGCUGCCGCAGCUCCCCAAGCCCCCCCUGAACCCGUUCCCGAGUCCAUCGAAGAGUUUGAUCAGUUGUUAGCCACAACCGUUGACAAAUAUGUCAAAAUCAGCAAGCAGCUGGGUGGUCUCAUUGCCGAUCAGGCCGCCAAGGUUUUGCAGGGGUUCCAAGCUCAGCGUCACUUCUUGCUCAUCACCACCAAGGCCAAGAAGCCCGACUUGAAUGGCGCCGAGAUGGCCGUGUACCAGGACCUGCUCAAGCCCAUCAACGAGGCUCUCGUUGCCGUCAGCAACAUAAAAGAAUCCAACCGAGGUUCUCCCGUCUUCGUGCAGCUCAGCGCUGUAGCUGAAGGAUCUAUGGUCCUCGCAUGGGUCACCGUCGACAAUCGUCCUUACAAGCACGUUGAAGAUUCUUUGGGUUCUGCACAAUUCUUUGGUAACAGGGUAUUGAAGGAGCAAAAGGACAAGGACACCCAGCAGGUGGAGUGGGUUAAUGCUUUCUACCAGGUUUUCCGCGAUCUGGCCGAAUACGUCAAGCAGCACUUUCCCAACGGUAUCCCAUGGAACCCGAAGGGCCAGCCGGCUCAGGAGGUUGCCAAGUCCCUUACGGCGUCUGCCACGGCCGUCGCCGCCGCCGCUCCUCCCCCACCGCCUCCCGCAGGCGCUUUGCCGCCGCCGCCACCACCUCCCGGCCCUCCUCCAGUUCUUGAGAUUAAGGAAGAGACUGGCGGAAAAGGUGGGCUGGGUGCAGUCUUCUCCGAGCUGAACAAGGGCGAGGCUGUGACCAAAGGUCUGCGCAAGGUUGACAGGUCGGAGAUGACGCAUAAGAACCCCUCUCUUCGUGCCAGUUCUACAGUGCCGGAACAUGAUGGUUCAGCGCGCGGCAAGAGCCCAGCCCCUCAGAGAAAGCCGAAGCCGGAGAGCAUGCGCGUUAAAAAGCCACCCAAGAAGGUGCUUGAGGGCAACAAGUGGACUAUUGAAAAUUUUGAGAAGGAGGCCCAGCCGAUUGAGAUCGAAGCCUCCAUCUCUCACUCAAUUCUCAUCAGCAGGUGCAACAAUACCACCAUCAUUGUAAAGGGCAAGGCCAAUGCGGUCACCAUUGAGAAUUCAACGCGUCUGUCCCUCAUCGUGGAGUCUCUGAUAUCCACAGUGGAUGUUAUCAAGUCCCAAAACUUUGCGUUACAAGUGCUUGGUGCUGUGCCGGCCGUCUUGAUGGACUCGAUCGACGGUGCCCAGAUUUAUUUCAGCAAGGAGAGCACGGGAACCAAGAUUUACUCGAGCAAGUCCUCCGGCAUCAACCUUAACGUUAUCUCAGGGGAAGACGAGGACUACAAGGAGGUGCCUUUGCCGUCCCAGAUUUGCUCCUACUUUGACGAGAGCAAGGGUGAUUUGGUCAACGAGAUUGUAUCUCACUCUGGCUAG